Python bivittatus (Burmese python) is the source of this 552-nucleotide messenger RNA. The record is from RefSeq and is a predicted model, not a curated record. NCBI's taxonomy places the organism in Eukaryota, Metazoa, Chordata, Lepidosauria, Squamata, Pythonidae.
ACCCUCAUUCUUUGUAGGUAACCAUGAGUGAUCGAAAGGCUGUGAUCAAAAAUGCAGAUAUGUCUGAGGAGAUGCAGCAGGACUCUGUGGAGUGUGCUACACAGGCCUUGGAAAAAUAUAACAUUGAGAAGGAUAUCGCUGCCCACAUAAAGAAGGAGUUUGACAAGAAAUACAAUCCUACUUGGCACUGCAUUGUGGGAAGAAAUUUUGGCAGCUAUGUGACUCACGAGACCAAACACUUCAUCUACUUUUACCUGGGUCAAGUUGCUAUUCUCCUUUUCAAAUCCGGUUAGAAUAUGGGACUUUUUCACCCAAAUACGCAUUCGGUUACAGGACUGCACGCUAAUUCCAAAUAGACUGAAGUCUUCAGCCUUCCCCAGGGAACAUACCUUGAUCUUCAAGCCUUUUGUUUUAAUUGCAGGUACUUCUGUGUACCAAUUUGUGUUUUUGUUGUGGCCAUAAAAAAUAGCAAAAAAGCAAGCUUGUAUGUAUUUUCUUUCUAAAACAAACAAUCCAUCCAAGUUUUCUAAUAAAACUGUUGGGUAUCCAUCA